Portunus trituberculatus (swimming crab) is the source of this 2704-nucleotide messenger RNA. Its product is annotated as phosphotriesterase-related protein-like. The record is from RefSeq and is a predicted model, not a curated record. Gene Ontology annotation, molecular function: zinc ion binding. Bases 137 to 1189 code for a protein of 350 amino acids. The transcript is spliced from 7 exons. Lineage: Eukaryota; Metazoa; Arthropoda; Malacostraca; Decapoda; Portunidae. Gene Ontology annotation, biological process: catabolic process.
CAGCCGGUGCCCUGACCCAGCAUAAGUUACAAGAGCCACUUGCCAUUUGCACUUGCCAGCCAAGAUCAAGAUAGCCGGGGCCGAGCGAAGGGAACACUUGUUGCACUUGCAAUAGCUUUGCACGCAUCGCAGUAAGAUGAAGGGAAAAGUACAGACAGUAUGUGGUCUGGUGGAGCCGUCUUUUCUGGGCAGGACCCAUACCCACGAACACCUUUUCAUGGAAUUUGGAGACAUUUUUGUAACAGCAAAGCCAGAUGAGAAGUCCUUCGAAACCUGUGACUUUACCCUGCCCAACCUCGGCUGGAUUAGGCAGAAUCCGUACAGUAACAAAAAAAAUCUUAGUCUCAAUACACAAGAAGUCAAGGCAGUUGUAAUGAAGGAGAUGGAGCAGUUCAAGAAAUGUGGGGGUGGCACAAUAGUAGAGAACACCACCUAUGGAAUUCAGAGGAAUGUCAAAUAUUUGCGUGAGGUCUCUCUCACAUCUGGAGUCAACAUUAUAGCAGGAGCAGGAUAUUAUGUAUGGGCAACUCAGAAAAAGCACACUUUGGGAAUAUCUGUAGAAGAAAUGUCCAAAUCCAUUACACGUGACCUUACCAUUGGAUGUGAAGAGGCUCCUGAUGUCAAGUGUGGCAUAAUUGGAGAAGUUGGGUGCUCUUGGCCACUGUAUGACUUUGAACGCAAAUCCAUACAAGCCACUGGAGAGACACAAGAAAGCUUUGGCUGCCCAGUGAUGUUUCAUCCUGGCCGCCAUCAUACUGCUCCUGAGGAAAUUUUCCGUAUCUAUACCGAAGCAGGAGGAGAUGUCAAGAAAAUGGUGAUGGGACACCUAGACAGAACCAUACAUGACAUGACAGCUCUUGUAGAAUUUGCAUCUCUUGGAAGUUAUUGUGAAUUUGACUUGUUUGGCAUAGAAACUUCCCAUUAUCAGCUUGAAACAUCUAUUGACAUGCCCUCUGAUGCUCAACGUAUUCAGCGCAUCAAGCAUUUGGUGGAUAAUGGAUUUGAGGAUAAGAUUCUUAUAGCUCAUGAUAUACACACUCUUCAUCGCUUGGAAGCUUAUGGAGGGCAUGGUUUUUGUCACAUCCUGAAGAACAUUGUUCCGAAAAUGUUGGAUCGAGGAUUCACUCAAGAAAUAGUGGAUAAAAUCUUGGUUUCUAAUCCUAGUUCCUGGCUGAGUUUUACAAAAUAGUGUGAAUAAUUGUUGUUGUUAUCAUGGAAGAUUCAGCAUUACAGGUGAAGAAUCCAUGAUUCAGAAUAUUUUAAUGGAGGUGUUCUAUAUUCUUAUUUUUAUGAAUUUGGAAUAUAUUUUUAUUGAUAUAACAUUAUGUUCUGAAAAAAAAAAUGAUCUUAAUUAAAUUUAAAAUACAGUACACAUUGUAGAUGGAAAAUCCAUAACGAAACAUCAUGAAAAUGUUAUUGUAAUUACAUUGUAAUGAAGGAGGGGUACCAUAGAGGCUGUUUGUAUCACAUACAGGGGUUUAGAUCUCAGGAGAGAAGAUGGGGGAUGCAAGGAAACAAUAACUCCAACCAAGCUCUUUAUUUAGCAACAGGAAGGGAAACACUGAGGUGAUUAUUUACAAUCCUUGUUCCAUAUAGCUCCAACUACACACAGAAGAACUUCUCAACCUCUGUAUCACUUAAGCUCACAGAAUGCACACCGAAUCACUAACCCUAAUAAUCUCUUCACUUGCAUUCUGCUGGCAGGCUUGACAGAUAUGCUACAACCAUAAGAGACUGGUUGAGUUCCCAACACACACUUUUCUUGGAUGUCAGCAUGCCCCAUAUGGUAUUUAAUCACUUCACUUCUUACAGGCUUUAGAUGACUUCAGAAACUCACUUGUGUCCCUUGUGCUAAAUUCAGGCAGCAUCCCUCUCCCUUCUGUCUGAGCCCCUUAAUCUUUCCUUCACUGUUGCCACAAUAUGCACAUCCAUGUAUUGAUGAACUUACAUCACAUCCAUGACAAUAUCACUUGCUUUUGACACAAAAAUGUAAAGAAAUCAUUGAUGAUGUCAGCAGUCAAAUAUUUCCGGACUACAGUAGUUUAUAGCUUUCUACAAAAAGGAUUCUUAAUAUUGUCACCUUCAUAAAGAAAAUUGCUAAAUUAAUUUUCUAACAUUUUGUGAAAAUGAAAAUGAAAAAAAAAAAAAAAAUUUAACUUUGAUAUAAAUAAAUGUUAACCAUGAAUUUUAGGCAGCUCAUUCAAAACAAAUAAUUUAGGCACCGUAUCACAAAGAACUGAAUUAGUUGAAAAUCCAAAAAUUGCCCAAAAUUACAAAAGCAAUUAUUUUAUGAAUAUGACAAUAUGCAGUGUUGCAUCUCAUGGAAAGUGGUUGGUGCAUAAUAGUAUGAAACAUUCACUGUUAUUUGAAUGGUUUCCAUAUGUGUAUAUUCCUUUUAUUAUUAUUUUCAAUGUCAAAAUAUAGAAACUAAUAGUCAAAAACUAAUUAUAUUUAAGGUGAAAUCCCUUGAUUUUCAUAGGAUUUUAAUUUAUGUGCUUAGCUUUACUUAACAGAUGAAAUAUGUAAUGUCUUUACUGCAUUGCCUUGUGAAUCAGUUGGUGCUUGUGCUUCUUUUUCUCUCUAAAGGGAAGAGGAUCAUCCAGAUUUUAUUGGUGCUUUAAGUCAGGGCAGCUGAUCACCUAGUGCAUUAUUUCUCCUGACCCUAAAUAAAGAAUGCGUUAGUGCAAGUUGUGAUCAACAAUUA